AUGUUAAAAAAAUAUUCAAUCAUAUUAUGGCUUUUAAUUCAAUUAUUAAUUGAAGUAGGUUGCCAAACGACUUCUUUUAAGCCAACACAACGAAGCAGUCAUACAGCUACACUCAUAGAUGAUAAAUUAUACAUUUUAGGUGGAACAAAUAAAGUUGAUAUAAAAAUUGGCAUAGAAUUUUUUUAUCUUGAUGUCUCUGUUCCAUUCAAUACGCAAAAUAUAUUAUGGAAUGAUUUAACAAGCACUAAUACAGUUCCAGCACAUGCCGCUGCAGGGGUGUUUAUGCAUUUGAUAUUCAAAAAAAUUCAUGGCAUUAUUAUUAGAAAAGAUAAUUUAAAAGGCAUUGUUGAUUAUAAUGGCAAAAUGUAUUUGUUCGGCGGACAAUCUAAAAAAAUUAUUGUAAAUGAUAUGCUUAUUUUAGAUACAAUGAACUUGAAUUGGGAAUUAGAAAGUUCGAUAAAUACGCCUUCUCCACGGGUGUACAUAUAUGAUACUAUUAACGAUAGUUGGAGUAUUAAAAUACCUUCAGGCACAAUUCCUUCUGAUAGAGAUGCUAUUUCUGCUGUUCUUGGAUUGGAUAGACAGCAUGUAAUAAUUUUUGGAGGCAUUGUUGAAUCCCAAGAUUCACUUUAUGUAUUAGAUUUAAUAAAUUACGAAUGGUACAUUCCAAAAAUUCUUGGAAAAAUUCCAAGUUCCAGACAUUGGCAUGAAGCAAACGUAAUUGGCAAAUAUAUGGUUAUAUCAUUUGGUUAUGAUCCAAAAAUUGAUAAUGAUAUUUUAUUACUUGAUAUUAGUAAUAAUAAAGAAUAUAUUUGGACUAAUAUUUUUGAUCCAAUAGUUAAGUCAAAUGUUUCAACAAAUGAUUCUGCUACAAAAAUCACAUUAUCAAAAUCAGCUAUUAUUGGCAUAGCUAUAGGAUCAUUGGUCGGUGGUAUUUUACUAUUAUUUGGGGGUACUUAUGUAUAUCAAUGGAAUAAAUAUAGAAUGGAAACUCAAGCAGCAAUACCAACGCCUGGAACUGAAGGGAAUAAUGGCAAUGAAGCUGUAGCAAUUUCUGUUCAGAGUGUGAACAAUAAUGGUCGAGAAAUGAUUACUUAUGGUCAUAGGCAACAAAUCCCUGAUA
This is a messenger RNA of Funneliformis caledonium, 1123 nucleotides long. The record is from the annotation of a GenBank genome assembly. NCBI's taxonomy places the organism in Eukaryota, Fungi, Glomeromycota, Glomeromycetes, Glomerales, Glomeraceae.